GAGGACAGGGCCAGUGAGAUAUCUUGUGGCCCACCAUGCAGAAUCAUCACGCUGGAGUGGUGCUAUCUCUCCCAUCUAUCAAUCUUGCUCUAUCCUUGAUUCCAAAGAAACUCAGCCCUCCGAGUCCAGAGCUCUGAAGACAGCGGAUACAACUAUCAGUUGUCCUUUCCGCUUAAGAAUUUUCUCAACCUCUGAAGUCACUGGAGCGCCAUUUCUAUGCUGACCGACACUUCACUCAGACAAUCUCAGACAAACCAUGAACGCAGGCAUCACAGGUUAAUGUUCGAUGCGAAGAAAGUGCUGACCCUUUGGACCCUGCUAGGUGGCGCUGUUGCUGUUCUUCUUUGGGGGUUUUUCAGUUUUCCUAGAAAAUUUACAGUUACAAGAACAGCCAGAAACAAGACAUGCGAUGAUGGGGUAAAGCUGUGCCUUAAAGACUGGAACAAAUUACGUCGGAACUGCUUCUCUUAUAUCCAACAUAAAAACUCAUGGUAUACUGCCAAGCACAACUGCGAACUCCGUGACGCAACUCUGGCUGUGUUCAUCGACAAAACUGAAUUGGAAAUUUUGAUGAAUCAAAUGCAGGAGAAGAAAACAUAUUGGAUUGGACUUCACAGAAAAAAUUUAUUAGGAAUAUGGGUUUGGACAAAUGGAAGUAAAUACAACAAUUUGCAUGACAUCCAAGAUCAUGGUCAGUGUGCUUUCAUGCAUAAAGGGGGAAUAGACAGUACCAGUUGUGAGGACCAAAAAGAAUCUAUUUGUACCAGAGAAGGUCGGUGCCCUUGAAGAUUUCUUCCAUCCAAAGGACCAUGAAGAGCAGUGUCUUGUUUUGUCUGUGAUGUGUAUUCCUUCCCAUCGACAUCACUUUAAGUAUAAUUUGACUGACAAACAUUUACAUGAAUUUUAUCUUCAUUGAAAUAGUGACUACAAAGCCUACCAAUUAAACUAAGCUUGAUGUGGUACUGCUGGGUCAUCAAGGCUGGCACAUUUGAAGCUAUGGCCAUGAAGGGCCUUGCUCAGAAGUGACCCAUCUCAGUGGAGCAUACCAGAGGGCAUAAAGAAUAAAAAGGAAGAUCCCUCUGCUUGUCUAAAAUUCAGUGACAUCUUCCAAGAAGAAAAACAAGAGCUGAGGACAGGGUGAGCAUAAGAAAUGCUUUGUCUGCCCUCAAAUAAUACAUGUUUCAUGUGGAACUGAGAAGGAAGGCAUAAGGGGGGAAACUAUUGUGAUCAAGGUCCCGGUGUCACCAGUGAGGGCCAAGCAACUUUCCACAGGUCUCUCCAAACUGAAAGACUUAAGGUAACCUGGAUUUGUUGUUGCCAUAGUUGCUGAAAGAGUAAAGGACACAAAUUUCGUGAUGAGUCAGGAUGAACAAAACGUGAGCACCUGGAAGUAGAGAGGAACAUGAGGGAAAGAAGCUUUGUGACCUUGAAGAAUCCAUGGAGAUUAGCCUAAAUUCCAAAAGCUGUUUCACUCAGAUUCUGGAUAACACUGAAAUGAUCUUGAAGAAAGGGAGGUAUAGACAUUAACACUGGUCAUCAUUAAAAAAAAAAAAUCUCUUCAACUAC
Mus pahari (shrew mouse) is the source of this 1566-nucleotide messenger RNA. RefSeq names its product C-type lectin domain family 2 member F-like. The record is from RefSeq and is a predicted model, not a curated record. The transcript is spliced from 5 exons. The coding region runs from base 217 to 786 and encodes 189 amino acids. NCBI's taxonomy places the organism in Eukaryota, Metazoa, Chordata, Mammalia, Rodentia, Muridae.